AUGAAAGACAAUCUUAAGAUAUUCGUUAGUUCCAAAGAGUUUUGGAAGAAGUUGUUAACAUGCUUAAAUUACUUUGAACCAUUAUUUUUAUAUGUCGCUUUAAUUUAUGGAAUUGGUCGUGUAUAUCAAUUUGUGUUUGAUGCAAACAGUGUAUGGCAGAGUUCUUGGGACGUUCUUCGAGGAUAUCUCGGAAAUGACCCGUUCAAUUAUUUCGUCUUACUGCUAAAUAUUAUUCCUAACAUCGUGUAUUGGUCUCUUGGCUUAACACUUAUAAUUAUGGAAUACAAAAAUAAGCCGAAAAAACUGUUCCAAUAUAAAAUGCAACAAGAUAAAUCAACCUUGAGCAAUCAAAGUAAAAUGAUUGAAGCGGUUAUCGUCGUGAUUUCAAAUCAAAUUAUUGAUUUCUUUAUAAGUUGGGGUAUUCAUGCAUGGGACAAUUUGUUUAAGCUUGCGAUGUCACCUGAACUUCCAAGUUUUACAAGGGUGAUGACUGAAUUAUGUUUCUUUUGGCUGGUGCAAGAAGUGCUCUUCUAUUACACUCAUCGACUUCUACAUCAUAAAAUGAUUUAUAAGUUUGUACAUAAACAACAUCAUCGAUUCACAGCACCAGUUGCAGUCUGUGCAAUGUACAGUAGUCCAAUUGAGAAUAUUUUUUCCAACAUGAUGCCGAUAACAAUUGGAUUUCCCAUCAUAAAACCACACAUCUUGACAGCUAUCUUGUGGUUGUCUAUUGUCAUCAUUACAACUUUAAAUGACCAUUCUGGCUAUCAUCUUCCUUUCUUCCAUAGCUCAGAGGUGCACGAUUUUCAUCAUAAAAAUUUCAAGUACAACUAUGCGAUUUAUGGAGUCAUGGAUUAUCUUCACAACACGCGUGGGAAUUUCGAAGGAUCAGAUAGCCACAAAAACCAUCAAACUUUGUUUACUCUGAAACCGAUUCAUGAAGUGUUGAAAGAAGAAUAGAAAUUUGUAGUGGCUGUGGGAAAAUUCUGAAAGGUUGAGACAUAAAUAAGCUGAAACUAUUGAAGAAAAACUUCACUGAUUG
Messenger RNA from Clunio marinus, 1042 nucleotides. NCBI's taxonomy places the organism in Eukaryota, Metazoa, Arthropoda, Insecta, Diptera, Chironomidae. The record is from the annotation of a GenBank genome assembly.